This is a messenger RNA of Nyctereutes procyonoides (raccoon dog), 4237 nucleotides long. It is a transcript of the gene NDUFAF6, whose product is annotated as NADH:ubiquinone oxidoreductase complex assembly factor 6. NCBI's taxonomy places the organism in Eukaryota, Metazoa, Chordata, Mammalia, Carnivora, Canidae. Gene Ontology annotation, cellular component: mitochondrion. The record is from RefSeq and is a predicted model, not a curated record. The coding region runs from base 3145 to 4212 and encodes 355 amino acids. Gene Ontology annotation, biological process: biosynthetic process; mitochondrial respiratory chain complex I assembly. The transcript has 9 exons.
AUAAAAUGAAAAACAUGUAAGAAGACAAAAUGGACUAAGAAGUCAGUUGAUCCCUGAGGGCCUUGGAGAAGGAGAAAGUGUGUGGAGUAUUCUUAUCCUGGGAGGUUUAACCAGCUAUGAUCUGGUGUAGACUGUCUCAGGCCCUUUAUGUGCUCAAGGUGUCGUGUAAAAGCCAGAAAGCCAGCCUGACUCUUUUUUUUUAAUUAAUUAAUUUAUUUAUGAUAGUCACAGAGAGAGUGAGAGUGGCAGAGACAGAGGCAGAGGGAGAAGCAGGCUCCAUGCACCGGGAGCCCGACGUGGGAUUCGAUCCCGGAUCUCCAGGAUCGCGCCCUGGGCCAAAGGCAGGCGCCAAACCGCUGCGCCACCCAGGGAUCCCCAGCCUGACUCUUAACAUAAAGAGUGAAACUCACUUUUUGACAAAGGGCAUGGAAAAAAUAAGAGGAGGAGUAAUAUUCCAGAACAGUAAGACAUAACUCUUUAAAAUUUAGCAGUCAACCAUAGGACAGUCUUUUUGGGCUUGGAAAGAAAUGUUAUUGUAUUUCAUCUAUAAUUACACAGAUGAGACAGUUAUAAUCGCCAGGGAGCACAUACUCUCCAUCUGUUAUAGAUGAGAUACAACAAUUAUAAAUGAAAUACAACAACUAAUACAAUAGCUAAAGGCCAAGUUAACAAAUUGUGGUCUGUGGUCAUUUAUUUGUAAGUGUUAAUUUUGGGGUUAAGCACUGAGCUUUUGCCUUGAUUGUAACCUUGACUGAAUAAAAGCAUUUGCAUAUUUCAAAUACAUUGGUUUUGAUACCAAGUAAUUAGACUAAGGAACUAUUUCAUGUGCUCAUAAUUCUAAAAAAAAUUAAUUUCAAGAUUAGCAAAGAACAGAUGUUCUUAUCUAUGUUAGUUGGUGGCAGUGUAUCAUCCAUAGCAUAAUUUUAAAAAGUCCUUAAUUUUUCCUCUAUUGCCAUUAAUUGGACUUCUGCCGUAAAGUUUAUAAAUCUAUAGGCUCAUAACACCUUUAGCGCACAUUACUUUGAUUUGCAUUAAUGAUUACUAGGCAUGGUAGUUUUCAAUACAGACUUAUUGACCUGGAAAUAAGGAAACAAAUGAAAUAGGUCCAUCAGAAAGAUGUGAAACUAGGUACUGGAAACAAAAUGGAAGAGAAGUUAAUAACACCUAAUGGUAGUUCUUAAAUUUUUAACAAAAUUGUAUAACCAUGACUCUCAGAUAUAAAAUGAACACACGUCAAAAAAUUCAUUUAAAGGGCACCUAGCUGGCAGUCAGUAGAGUGUGAGACUUGGGGUUGUAUGAGCCCCAUGUUGGGUGUAGAGAUUACUUAAAAAUAAAAUCUUUUUUCUUAAAUAUUUAUUUAUUUAUUUGGGGGGGGGAGAGAAAGAGGGAGGGGGAGAGAGAGAGAACAGGAGCAGGAGGGGCAGAGGGAGAGGGAAAGAGAAUCUCAAGCAGACACCAUGCUCAAUCCAGGGCUUGAUCCCUGAGGUCACAUGAGCUGAAAUCAAAAGUCAGAUGCUUAACUGACUGUGGCACACCAAGCACUCCAAAAAUAAAAUCUUAAAAUUGUUUUUUCAUUUAACUCAUUAAUCAAUGUGGGAACCAGUAAGAUGUUGCCACCAAUUCAAAGAAGUAAUCAAAGGACCAGACUACAUAGGCAGUUAGGAAUGCUUAAGUAAAUCUGCUUUAACAGAUGCAAAACUGGUGAAACCGGCCAAUAUCCACAGAACAAAAAUCAACAGAAUCCCUACAAACAUAAUUUGCAUAUUUAUGGACAAGAAUUAUUUGCAUUAUUGUCAAUAUCCAGUAACUUAUGGAAUUGUAAAAUAGCUCAAAGAUGAUGAAAGGCAGUGAGAUAAGACCCCACAGAAUCAGAUAACCUGAAUAAUGUUUAGCUUCCCACUGGGACACCCAGCAAUCCUUUUAUUUUUUUUGAGAGGAGAGAGAGUGCAUGGGAGGACAAGGGUGGCCUAGGGGAAAGGGGGCAGAGGGAGAGGGAGAGAAUCUGAAGCAGGCUCUAUGCUCAGAAUGGAGGCCAAUGUGGGGCUCAAUCUCACAACCCUGAGAUCAGGACCUGAGCUGAAAUCAGGAGUUAAAUACCUAAUGCACUGAGCCACUAAGGCAUGCCAUUUUUGUUCCUUUUAAAUAUUUUCUUCUUUUUUAAAAGAUUUUAUUUAUUUAUUCAUGACACACACACACACACACACACAGAGAGAGAGGCAGAGACACAGGCAGAGGGAGAAGCAGGCCCCACGCUGGGAGCCUGACCUGGGACUCGAUCCUGGGUCUCCGGGAUCACAUCCUGGGCUGAAGGCUGCGUUAAACUGCUGAGCCACCUGGGCUGCCCUAAAUAGUCUUUCUUAAUGUUUUCCCUACAUAGCUGUUAAAUGAUUUCUGUUAAAUGCUAUUUAUGGGUAGACACAUGAGGAGGUGCCUUAAAUAUAUUAGCUUCUUUAAUUCUCCUAAGAACUUUAGGGGGUAGGAUUUAUUAUUAUUUACAUUUCGUAGAGGAGGAAUCUGAGGCUCAAGAAAAGGUAAGUCGGUCACCGAGGGUCACAGAGAUAAUAGGAGAGAUAGUGGGAGGUGGAGCCAGGGACUGAAUCCAGGUUUCCCAUCAGCUAUGAAGCCACAGAUGUGAGCCUGUGAAGGUAAAAAAAAAAAAAGGAUGGAUCUGACCAAUUUUAUUACAUUAGGAAGAGGGCAAAGGGAAGGAUGACUCCCAAGUGUUCCCUCUGGUUGUAAGAGGGGGAAUAGUGUCCAGGUAAAUAAAGAGACCAACAAGGGGAAUUAGUUUGACUUGGUUUGCAGACAGGUUGACUUUGAAGUAAUGGGAAGAUGUCCAGAUGGAAAAGUCCAGCUGGGCAGGAGAUCAGAAUUGGAGACGCACAGGAGUGAUUUUUUCUUUCUCCUCUUAUGGAUCAGGUUUAAAUUGUGGCAUUGAAAACACUGGUGUGUGUCCAUCAGGGCGGAAGGACAGAAGCCCAGAGGGAAAAGAGAGUUUGAUGCGGGAGGAACUGAGGUCCUGCACAGGCUGCAGAGAGGCAGUCUCAGGGGGCCAGUCUCAAGCAGGUGACCUGUAGGUCCAGGUAACGAGGUCCAGUCCUUCGGGCUUAGGGAGCCGGGGGCUGAGAAGUAAAGGGAGGCCACAUGGCGGAGGGAGGGGCCGAUGCAAUGCGCAGCGCAGACUGUCAGGCAAGCAGGGUCAGGACCAGGUGCGCCCUCCAGCAAGCACCCGUCUGGCGGCCGCAUGAUCGUCCAAACGUGCGGGCAGGUGUCCCCGGGAUGCAGACGCGGGCAGGGACGGCGGGGCCGUCGCUCUUGGCGACCAGACCCGCCUCAAUACUCCAAGGGCGGCGGCUCGGAGGGCAAAGGAGGCUCCCCCCGUGCGGCCCAUACCUGAAAGCUGUAAGGAAACGGGAUUAUGAAGGCUAUUUAUGCUCCCUGCUGUUCCCUGCAGAAUCCAGAAGCUCUGCCUUUGCACUGAGAGCCUUCAAUGUGGAACUGGCUCAGGUUAAGGACUCUGUCUCUGAGAAAACAAUUGGACUGAUGCGAAUGGCAUUUUGGAAAAAAACAGUGGACGAUAUAUACUGUGAUAACCCACCCCAGCAGCCUGUGGCCUUGGAGCUGUGGAAGGCUGUGAAAAGACAUAAUCUGACUAAAAGAUGGCUUAUGAAAAUCAUUGAUGAAAGAGAAAAGAAUUUAGAUGACAAAGCGUAUCGUAAUAUCCAGGAAUUGGAAAAUUAUGCUGAAAACACACAGAGCUCUCUUCUUUACUUAACACUGGAAAUAUUGGGUGUAAAGGAUCUUCAUGCAGAUCAUGCCGCAAGUCACAUUGGCAAAGCACAUGGCAUCGUCACUUGCUUGCGAGCGACACCCUAUCAUGGUAGCAGGAGAAGAGUGUUCCUUCCUAUGGACAUCUGUAUGCUGCAUGGUGUUUCACAAGAGGAUUUUCUACGGAAGAACCAGGAUAAAAACGUGAGAGAUGUGAUCUAUGACAUUGCCAGCCAGGCACACCUGCACCUAAAGCAUGCUAGGUCCUUCCACAAAAGUGUUCCUGUGAAAGCGUUUCCUGCUUUUCUUCAGACGGUUGCCCUGGAGAACUAUUUAAAGAGGAUCCAGCAGGUGGAUUUUGACAUAUUCCACCCGUCUUUACAGCAGAAGGAUACGCUACUCCCCUUAUCACUGUAUAUUCAGUCGUGGAGAAAAAGAUAUUAAAGUAACUUUACGGCGCUGCUCUUUA